Molecule: messenger RNA, 455 nt
Organism: Austrofundulus limnaeus
Lineage: Eukaryota; Metazoa; Chordata; Actinopteri; Cyprinodontiformes; Rivulidae
Product: microtubule-associated serine/threonine-protein kinase 2
Biological process (GO): protein phosphorylation
Molecular function (GO): magnesium ion binding; protein serine/threonine kinase activity; ATP binding
Source: RefSeq, a predicted model, not a curated record
AAGGAGCUGAGUCUUCCCAGAAGAGGCAGUUUCUGUCGAGCCAGUAACAGGAAGAGUCUCAUCGUGACGUCCAGCACCUCGCCGACCCUGCCCCGCCCCCACUCACCUUUACAUGGACACACAGGAACGAGCCCAUUGGACAGCCCUCGCAACUUCUCCCCCAACGCCGCUGCACACUUCUCCUUUGUUCCAGCACGCAGUCAUGGACACAGAACGGACAGGACUGAUGGACGCCGCUGGUCUCUGGCCUCCCUGCCCUCCUCUGGUUAUGGAACCAACACCCCCAGUUCCACCGUCUCUUCCUCCUGUUCAUCUCAGGAGAAGCUGCACCAGCUGCCCUUCCAGCCGACAGCAGACGAGCUGCACUUCCUCACCAAACACUUCAGCUCUGAGAGCGUGACGGACGAGGAGGACCGCCGCUCCCCCGCCAUGAGACCUCGCUCCCGCAGCCUCAG